UAUUUUCAGCAUAUUUGUUUAUUUCCGAUAACUUCAGUUGCGGAUGUGGACGGAUCUUUUUAGCGAAGGGGGAAAACAGUGGUGAAAUCAGCGGGAGGAGGUCAUUGGAGCUGUGGUCUAAAUCCUUCAACAACCGCCAUGGAAAUAACCUCCUGCUCCACGCUCUAUACUCAUCCUAUCAAAAGAACCACAUCUUGCAAUUGCUUCUACUCCCAUGCCGCACUUAAUCUGCCAACAACCAGAUUCCAUCCGUCUUCUCCACAUCUCUCUGUUUUCUCGAGAAGCGUUAGCUCCAUUGGGAAGAGUUUACGAAUCAGGACACCAGUUGCUCCCAGCACUACCAGCCGUUCUAACAACUACUCAUCCCAAGAACUCGCGGUUCUUCUCGAAGUUGAAGGAGUCCUUGUGGAUGCAUAUCGCUCAACUAAUCGCCAAGCUUUCAAUGAGGCAUUUCGGAAGCUUGGACUUGACUGUGCAAAUUGGACUGAUCCUGUAUAUUCAGACCUUGUCAGGAAGAAUGCUGCUAAUGAGGAACGGAUGCUAAUUAUGUAUUUUAACCGUAUUGGUUGGCCGACUUCACUACCAACAAAUGAGAAGGAAUCAUUUAUUAAAAGUGUUCUGCGAGAAAAGAAAAAUGCAUCAGAUGAAUUGAUGGUCUCACAAAGUUUACCUUUACGGCCUGGAGUUGAAGAUUUCAUUGACAAUGCAUAUGACGAGGGAAUACCUGUGAUUAUUCUCACAGCCUACAGCAAAAGUGGAGAAGAAAUUGCUAGAUCUAUCAUUAAUAAGCUUGGACCUGAGAGAAUAUCCAAAGUAAAGAUAGUUGGGAAUGAGGAGACAAGACAGAGUUUAUACAGUGAAGUUGUGCGUGGUCAAGCAAAGCAUUCAGGUUUGGACGAGCAACUAGCUAAGGAGGCAAUGAAAGCAGCUUCUGCGGAGAAACAAAGGAUUGCCGAGAAAGUUGCAUCUGCGCUGAAGUUGAGUGUCGAGAUAAAUACUACCUCAUCUGAAAGCUUGCCAGUACUGGUACCUGGUCUCAUGAAAUGGGGGAGGAAGCUACCAAGUAAAAUUGACCAACCUUUCAUCCUCUCCUUUUUAGUUUGGACAAGAUCAUAUGUGCAUUGCGUGCUGGAGCAGAACUUGCGGACAUACCUGUUUCCAAUUGCAUCCUUAUUGCAGGAACCCAAUCUGGGGUUGAUGGAGCUGAGCGAAUAGGCAUGCCGCGUAUUGUGCUCCGUAGCAGUUUGACAUCACGAGCUGAGUUCCCUUCAGCAAGCGCUAUAAUGGAUGGCUUUGGAGUAGGUGGCUUGACCAUUACCAGAUUACGGCAAAAGACAUGGUCCUCAGAUGCAUGACCCCAUUGUUACUUGCUGUUCUCUUCAUGACCGUUAAAUCAGUGUUAUGACGAAGCCUUUGUCCUAUUUCCCGACAAUUUUCAUGAUUCGAAUUUCCAUGUUUGCGUAGACAUGUAUGGCCAUGGCUUAUAUUCUUGGGAUUUUGAAUCCUUGGGAUUUUGAAUCCUUGCUACCAAAUAAUAACCCUCCUUGAGCUGCAAAAGUUCUGAGAAUAUCUUCCAAAGAAAUAGACGAGAUUUCAUCCUA
This is a messenger RNA of Cucurbita pepo subsp. pepo (vegetable marrow), 1601 nucleotides long. The record is from RefSeq and is a predicted model, not a curated record. Lineage: Eukaryota; Viridiplantae; Streptophyta; Magnoliopsida; Cucurbitales; Cucurbitaceae.